CAACCUCUAUUAUUUUGUAUUCCACCACUGCUUCUCUCUCUCACAAGCUUCUCAGUUGUUUCCCCACCUACAGAUCACCCAUUUCAUCAAACACCUAAGAGGCAUAAAAGAAUGCCACCACCUACCUCUGGUUCUCAAAACUCGCAGAACCAGAUCUCCUCCCCAUGGCCUCCAUUCUCUCCACUCUCCUCUUCAUCCUCUCCUUCACUCUCCUCACUUCCGCGGCGAACUCCGGAGGCAGUAACGGCGGUGGAGAACCUCCUUUCGUAGGCGUUGUGAUCGGCGAAGACGUUUCCGGCCUUCUUCCUCCCACCGACCUCGCCCGAUUCCUUGUCUCCCAGAGCAUCACGCACGUACGCCUUUCCAACCCUUCACGUUCUCUUCUCGCCGCCCUCAACUCCACCGGUGUACGCAUCCUCAUCACCGUCCCAAACUCCCUUCUCCUCGCCUUCGCCUCAUCCCCUUCCUCGGCCUCUUCAUGGGCCUCUCGCAUCAUCCUCCCCUUCAUCACCUCCAUCUCCGCCAUCGCCGUGGGCGACGACUUCUCUGCUUCCGUUUCCACCUCUCUUCUCCUCCCCGCUCUUCGAUCCUUAUCUUCCGCCAUCUCCGGUCUCCAUUCCCACAUCCCAAUCUCCACUCCCCUACCUUUCUCCAUCAUCCUCAACCCAUUCCCCCCUUCCCAAGCCUUCUUCAACCAAACCCUAACCCCUAAUUUCCUUCUUCCUCUCCUCACCUUCCUAUCCUCCACCAACUCCCCUUUCAUGCUCAACCUCUACCCUUACUACACCUUCAUGCGCUCCCGCGGCAUAAUUCCUCUUGACUCCGCCCUCUUCAAACCCCUCCCACCUUCCAAAGAAGAAAUAGACCCCAACACCCUCCUCCACUACACCAACCUCUUUGACGCCAUGCUCGACGCGGCUCAAUUCGCCCUUCGCAGCCUCAAUUUCUCUCACAUUCCCAUUGUUGUGACUGAAACUGGCUGGCCCUCCGCCGGCGAUCAAAAAAUCGAGCCCUUCGCGAACAAAGACAAUGCUGACACCUACAACUCCAAUUUGAUCAAGCAUGUGUUGGUCGACCGCGCCGGAACCCCUCUGGUGCCGGAACAGACCGCGUCAGUCUACAUUUACGAGCUGUUCAACGAGGACCAGCGGCCUGGGCCAGAGUCGGAGAAGCACUGGGGGCUUUUUUAUGGCAAUGGGACGCCUGUGUAUCUUCUGAAUGUGGAAGGGAGUGGGGGGUUUUUGGCUAAUGAUUCUACGAACAGGACAUUCUGUGUUGCCGCCGACGGCGCAGAUAUGAAGGCAUUGCAGGCGGCUUUGGAUUGGGCAUGCGGGCCAGGGAGGGCUAAUUGCUCGGAGAUACAGCCGGGUGAGAGUUGUUAUGAUCCGAAUAAUGUGAGGCGACAUGCUUCCUAUGCUUUUGAUAGUUAUUAUCAGAAGGAAGAGAAGGUUGUAGGCUCUUGCUACUUCCAGGGGGCUGCCAUGGUGACUACGACGGAUCCAAGUCAUGAUGACUGCAUCUUUCCUGGAAGUAAACAGAUUAGUAACAUCACCAAGACUGGAAGAAACACAACAGAGAGCAGCAGUGCAGAGGAAAUCUGCUGUUGGAGACUGAGAAGAGGAAUGAGGGAAGGCCACCACUUCAAAUUCUCAGUUGUUCUAAGAACAAUAAUUGUAUUGUUGAUUGCUUACACCAUUUCCUUCCUAUGUUGUUAGCUGAUCACUUGGUCUCAAAGAAGAUUAUUGUUGAUGAUUUCUAUGAACUUCCCUGAAGACAAAGCAGAGCCUGAAAGGUAGUAAGUAGUAUUUUAUUUGUUCUAUUCUCAAUUUUGUUCAAACUGAAGGAAGCUUGUUGAGCUUUUCCUUUCCAUUCCUUUUGAAUAAAUCUUCUUAGCUAUCUGUUAGAAAUC
This is a messenger RNA of Dendrobium catenatum, 1909 nucleotides long. Its product is annotated as glucan endo-1,3-beta-glucosidase 1. Gene Ontology annotation, cellular component: plasma membrane. The record is from RefSeq and is a predicted model, not a curated record. Lineage: Eukaryota; Viridiplantae; Streptophyta; Magnoliopsida; Asparagales; Orchidaceae. The coding region runs from base 165 to 1715 and encodes 516 amino acids. The transcript is spliced from 4 exons. Gene Ontology annotation, biological process: carbohydrate metabolic process. Gene Ontology annotation, molecular function: hydrolase activity, hydrolyzing O-glycosyl compounds.